UAUUCAGACAGAGGGACAGACUCCACCAGGACACACACCUGUGGGGUUUUCUCCCUCCAGGUUUCAGAGGGCGCAGCCUCCUUUUAUCCUGAACUCCCGGCCACAUGUUGCCCUCUUCCUUUCCCCAUGGCUGAGGCACUGGGAAGGCACAGCCUUCCCCAGCCUCCUACCACAAAUUCCCCCCUUGAGCCUGCUGUGUUAGCCCAAAGCUCAGAACCUCAGGCUGUGCAGUCCCUUGUCUGUGUCAGGAGCCGGGCUCUGCAACAAACCUGCUGCCCAAAGCCAGCAGAGACACUGGGACCCAUUUCAAACACAUUUAACCUUACACCUUCACCCAUCGAAUUCUUUGUAAAGACAUCAGCUUCCCUCUCACCGGGGAGUUAAAGUCGUGAGGAAAUUUCCCAGGAAAGCAGUGGAGAUCCUCUAAGCAGAAGGAAAAAUCGUAGACGGGCAUGGAGGACUCUAGAAAGCAACAAAGACAUUUCCCAGGAAAUAAGGAGGAAAUAGCCUGCAAAGUGACUGGGAAAUUUCCUGGAGAACAACGGGGGAUUUUUUAGGAAGGAAGUGGUAAAUUUCCUGGGAAACAAAAGGCAGUGUUCUGAAAACCCAUGUAGAGUGCCUAGCAGGCAGAAGGCGAGUUCCUGGAAAGGAGAAAUUUCCUCAAAAACAAGCAGCACAUUGCGAAAAAAGCUUCAGUCCCGUAUUUCAGCCCCACUGACCCCUCCACGCUUUGCCGGUCCUCGGGUAAGGAAGUGGAGAUGCCUCUCAGGGAGCCUGGGUUGGUGUCGCUGCUCCGGGCAGAGCCGGGCGGUCGCUGCGGCCGCCCCGGAGCCGCCUCUGCCGGGGACCGGCGCUGGUUCCCCUCCGCCUCGGCGCCGAGCGCUGCCCGCCGCACUUUGUCAUUUAUUGGUUUGUCAUUUCUGGCAGCACGGCUUACCCGGCAAGCCAAGGCAGCCGGGAGCAGAAGGAUUAAAACAAACAUCUGUACACAACGCGGGGGUUUCCAGCCCCGGGAAGCCCCGGCCGCCCCCUGCGCUGCGGGAGCCCCACCCUCCGCUUCAGGUGCGGUGUAUUUAUUUGGGGUUUGCGCGGGGCCGGAGCAUCCCGCGGGCGCUCCGGUAGCGGCGGCACCGCCCCGAGGGAGCGGGGCAGUUUCACUUUCGGAAGGGACACGUGAUUUCCAGGAAAACGGGACGGCGGAUAAAGAAUCGGGCAGGAGGCGGCCGCCCCCGCGCCGAGGUCACCGCCCGGCUCGGCACGGACCGGACCGGCCCGGUUCGGCUCGGCUCUGCGCACCCGGCACCAUGGCAGCGCCGGAGAAGGAGGGGGAAGCCCAGAAGCUGCGGUUCGGGCCGUGGCUGCUGAGCGCCAUCGACAGCGGGAGCUACCGCGGGCUGCGCUGGAUCGACUCUGCCCGCACCAUCUUCCGCGUCCCCUGGAAGCACAACGCCAGGAAGGACAUCACCAGCAGUGACCUGGAGGUCUUCAAGGCUUGGGCGAAGGUCAGUGGGCGCUAUGAGGAAGGCUCCGAGGACCCGGCCAAGUGGAAGACCAACUUCCGCUGUGCCCUGAGCAGCACCCACAUGUUCAGGCUGGAAUACGACCAUUCCAAGCGUGGUGAUGACCCCCACAAGGUCUUCUCCAUUGUCUCAGGUACUCUCCUUUCAGCUACCCUCCAGGACAGUAAGGAGGGAGAUUCCAGCAUCCUGAACCCUGUGGUGGCCCAGCAGGAGGAAGAUUCCAGCAUCCCGAACCCUGUGGUGGCUCAGCAGGUGGCACAAGAGCAGCUGCAGCUGGAGCUCCACCCCCAAGACAUGGCAUCAGCAAUCACUGUCCCAGAAAGCACGGACCCCACACAGCUCUCAAUCCUGGAGGAGCUGCUGCAGCAGUGUGGCAUCUCUCCCCGCGACUUUGGCUCGCAGGCUGCAUCCUGGGUGCCCGCAGGUGGUUACCCUGCAGGGGACACUCCUCACCAGGAUGCCCUGCUCCAGCCUCACCAGGACGCCCUGCUCCAGCCUCACCAGGACACCCUGCUCCAGCCUCACCAGGAGAUCCUGCUCCAGCCUCACCAGGACACCCUGCUCCAGCCUUACACAGACACCAGCCAAAACAGCUGCUCCCCUGCCACGACAUUUCCACAAUGGGUGGAGCAGCCCACCUACCAACCAGCGGGCCUCAUGCCACCAGAGCAGACAGGGGCCGUGCCACGGCCGUGCCCCCCGGCGGAGGGCACGGUGCCCGUGCAGUACGCGGCCGAGGCCACGCUGUUCGCGCCUGCCGCCAGCUCCGUGCCGCAGCCGCGGCUGCUGCGGGCUGACUCAGAUGGCAUCCUGGACGUCACCAUCUACUACCGGGGGAAGGAGUUCCACCGGGAGGUGGUGGGGGGCAGCCACUGCCUGCUGACCUACCAGCCCCCCGGCCUGGCGGAGGCGCCGUGCCCCUGGCAGGUGGUGCGCUUCCCCAGCCCCGCCGGCGUGGCCGACGGCAAGCAGCGCCGCAUCACCGAGGAGCUGCUGGGCGUGGCGGGGCUGCAGCUGGAGAUCCGCGCCUCCAAGGUCUUUGCCACCCGCCGGAAGAAGUGCAAGGUGUUCUGGGCCUUGUCCCAGCAGCUGGAAGGGGGCGAGGAGCCCCCGCCCAACCUGCUCUGCCGGGACCAGGAAACGCCCAUCUUUGACUUCAACGAGUUUUGCACGGAGCUGUGGGACUUCCACAUCGGCCAGAGGCGGCGAUCCCCUGAUUUCACCAUCUACCUCUGCUUUGGGCAGGCCUUCUCCAAGGCCAAGCCUAAGGAAUCCAAGCUCAUCCUGGUCAAGCUGGUGCCCAAGGUCUGCGAGUUAUACUACGAGCAGUUUCUGCAGGCAGGAGCCUCCUCCCUGGACAGCCACACCAUCAGCCUGCAGCUCUCCAACUCCCUAGACCUCAUGGAGCUCAUUGAGCAGUACAACAUGCAGCUGGGCUGAGCCCACCUGCCCCGCUCCCCACGGACCUGGCACAGGCAGCAGGACCCAGCAGGACCACUGCAUCCCAGCCUCUGCAAACCAGCACCCCCCAGCCCAAGGACAGCUUCACCCAUGGACCAGUUCUGGAGCUCACACAUUGCUUUUCCCCUCUGUCGGCUUCUAGUGUGUGUUUUUGUGGAAUGUGGUAAUCUUCUGAUUUCUUUUCUGAGUUUUUA
Molecule: messenger RNA, 3175 nt
Organism: Ficedula albicollis (Collared flycatcher)
Lineage: Eukaryota; Metazoa; Chordata; Aves; Passeriformes; Muscicapidae
Gene: IRF7
Product: interferon regulatory factor 7
Exons: 11
Coding region: 759-2960 (733 amino acids)
Biological process (GO): regulation of transcription by RNA polymerase II; immune system process
Cellular component (GO): nucleus
Molecular function (GO): protein binding; RNA polymerase II cis-regulatory region sequence-specific DNA binding; DNA-binding transcription factor activity, RNA polymerase II-specific
Source: RefSeq, a predicted model, not a curated record